AUGAAGAGAUUCGCAGUAAGAAAACGAGGUCCCAGCCAGAAAGGGCUUCUGUCUUUCGAAACAGCUAUCAGUUCUCUACCCGAGAAGCAAGUGGAGGAAGCGAAAACUGUAGGUGCGACUCGACUAGCGGUUGAAACGAACCCUCGUGCACCAAAAGACGUGACGGAGCCUUUAGAGGGUACCGAAGGUGUUUGGCGAGGCACUGCAGCAGCAGAGGAUGCCGGUACUUCCACUGGCAAAGGGGGGCAAAGCGUGGUCACGAGAUUGUACGAAGAAAGGGCUCCCUCUACGACAAAACCUGCGAGUCCUGGAUAA
Molecule: messenger RNA, 315 nt
Organism: Somion occarium
Lineage: Eukaryota; Fungi; Basidiomycota; Agaricomycetes; Polyporales; Cerrenaceae
Source: the annotation of a GenBank genome assembly